Messenger RNA from Papilio polytes (common Mormon), 509 nucleotides. Its product is annotated as trypsin epsilon-like. Gene Ontology annotation, biological process: proteolysis. Bases 42 to 509 code for a protein of 155 amino acids. The transcript is spliced from 4 exons. NCBI's taxonomy places the organism in Eukaryota, Metazoa, Arthropoda, Insecta, Lepidoptera, Papilionidae. The record is from RefSeq and is a predicted model, not a curated record. Gene Ontology annotation, molecular function: serine-type endopeptidase activity.
UUUCAAGAAAUCAAAUCAGUCUAAAAGCAUUUCGUUGAAAGAUGCCAAUUACCUCUUCAAUAGCAGUCUGGAGCAUUCUUAUUGCUGUUGGUACUGCAAUAGAAAAGGAAAUAACUUUUUCUGGAAAUAUUUCGGUAGCGAGUUACGGAAAUUUGUUUGAAAGUGCCGGAUAUCCUAAUAUAGGGGACAUACCUCUACUGAACAGAAAAAUAUUCAAAGGCGUUCGAGUGUCUGUACAAGAACAUCCAUAUCUUGUAAGCGUCCGAAGAUUGCUCAGCCAUUACUUAACGGGAACGCUUCUGACCAGAAAACUGGUCAUUUCUGUCGCACACCCUCUCUCGAAUGUUCCCGUAUAUGAACUGGGAGUAGUAGCUGGUCAGACUUAUUCCGACCGCGGAACGACGUUACGAAGCGUUGUACUGGUUAUCUUCCACGAGGAGUUCGACCCGUACACACUGAAUGCUGACCUGGCUCUCCUAAGACUUUAUGAAGAAUUUGUUUUUAAGUAA